AUGACUGAACCAACUCGUGUUGCUUUCAAACUUGGUGGUUUUAAACGACCUGCUCUGAAUAAUGUGGCACCAGCAGCUAGUCAAUUUGAUUCAUCGACAACAAGUAAUAAUGAACAACCCGAACUUCUUAUAGGUUUUGAUAAUGGUGAAAUACAAAGUAAUGCACCAACUGUUAAAAAAGAAGAACUUGUUAUUCCUACUCAACCAAAUGCUCAUCAUAAAUUUUUUAAACUUAAAACAAGUCUUCAAAAAACAAUUGAAUCAAAUGAAUCUAUUAGUCAAUUAGAUGAUGAUGCUAGACGUGCACUUAUUCUUGAAGCAAAAGAUGCUAAUGAAAAUUGGAAUGAACGAAAUGAAAAUGGAACUAUUCGUGUACAUACAAUUGAACAAGAUUCUACAAAUACAUUUAUGACUGAUUUAGGAAAUGAUACAACUGAAAUAGAACAAAAAAACGAAGAAGAAAAAGAAGUUGAAAAUGCUGAUUAUGAUCAAGUACCUAUUGAAGAAUUUGGUAUGGCUGUUUUACGUGGUAUGGGUUAUAAAGAUGAUAGUGGUCUUGGUAUAACAAAUAAAAAACAAGUUAAUGUAUUUGUACCUGAAACUCGUCCACGUGGUCUUGGUUUAGGUGCUGAUAGAAAAAUUUUAGAAAAAAUUAAUCACUUAAAACGAAGUUUAAAAAAAUCUGGUAUUGAUGAAAAAGAUGAUUUAUGUUUAGAAAAAGGAGCUUGUGUUCUUAUUGAAAAAGGUCCUCAUCGUGAUUUUUAUGGUACAGUGGAAUCGAUUGAAGAAGAUGUUGCUCGUAUUACAGUAUUAUUAGCUAUUGCUGGUACAAAUAAGAAGAAAGAAGUUAUUUCAAUAUCACAAUAUAAUGUUAAAUUAGUUACGGAAAAAGAAUUUCUUAAAUAUAGUAAAUAUGUUAAUAAAUCCAAAGCUGAACAAGUGGAAAAAGAAACUAGUGAUCAAUUAAUGAAAGAUUAUAGUCGACGAGAUAAUGAUAAUGAUACUAAAGAACAUAAACAUCACCGAUCAUCACAUAAAGAUGAUGAUGAUGAUGGUUAUAAACGUCAUCGUUCUUCGAAAAAUGAUGAUUCUGAUAGAAAACAUCGUCAUCAUUCAUCGAAUGGACAUCGACAUCGUCAUGAAGAUUCAAGUCGUUCAAGAAAACAUUAA
Messenger RNA from Adineta steineri, 1170 nucleotides. The record is from the annotation of a GenBank genome assembly. Lineage: Eukaryota; Metazoa; Rotifera; Eurotatoria; Adinetida; Adinetidae.